Molecule: messenger RNA, 877 nt
Organism: Daphnia magna
Lineage: Eukaryota; Metazoa; Arthropoda; Branchiopoda; Diplostraca; Daphniidae
Product: neurogenic differentiation factor 6-A
Molecular function (GO): protein dimerization activity
Source: RefSeq, a predicted model, not a curated record
UCUAAGCUGCCAUAACCUGGUGAAAUGAGGUUCAGUUUGGUUCCCAAUAUUCUCGCGUUCAGCACGGAGCAGGUUUCUCUCUCCUGAACACUGUUGUUACACAUCUUAGCCGGAUUCUUAAUAUUAAAAAUGAUGAAAGCAAGAAAAAACAAUUACUCUAAUGCUUUUGAGGAUGAAUCAAGUCAAUCUACCUCAGACGACGAUGAGUUAAUGGACUCGGAGAGUGAGAUAAACACAGCUCUGAGGGACGACUCUCUGAAAGGAAGAAAAACCGCUGUGUUUGAGAAGCUGACGCAUAUUCCCAGUAAACCUAUCCAACCUCAAAGCCAAAUAUCAGUGACUAAGCAUGACAUCAGUACUGGUAAUAUAAGCUCCUCGGUUGAAUCGAAACGGAAACGACAAGGAGCUACAGCGAGAGAGCGAAAUCUUCGGCGUCUGGAAAGUAAUGAAAGGGAGCGACUGCGAAUGCAUGGCCUGAAUGCUGCGUUUGAGGAGUUAAGAACUGUGAUUCCUCACAUCCAAGUGGAAAGAAAGCUGUCGAAGAUCGAGACAUUAACGUUAGCCAAAAAUUAUAUAAUGGCUCUUACAAACGUGAUUUGCGACAUGAGAGGGGACAAAAAGCCUUAUAGAUUCAUCACCGCAGAGAUGGAUGAUAGCGAUUGUGAAGUAGGACAGAUUAGUGAAGAACAAGAAAAUGCAACGGAGGACUAUGAGAAGCAAGAUUCCAGCAAUGAUUCUGAUUCCGCUAGAAUUUCCACUGCCUAAAAUUGUCGAGUUCGAUCAACACGAGAAGAAUCAAGUGAAAAAGAUAUGUAAUUAUAUUUGAAUGUAUCUCAAUGAAUGAAUGGAAUAACGAAUAUGAUUUUUUAAAAUUGAA